CUUCUGACGUAUUUCCUGUUGUGCUCACUGUAUGUGACCCCCAGCUACAAGAGAGACAAGCCAGCUCUUCUACUCCUAAUUUCUCAAACCGUCUAGGGUCAUCGCCCUAUCUAUGUGUGAUCCCUGAUGGGCAGCUGGUCUCGCGGUGCUGUGCUGGAGCUGUACAGGGCGCUGCUCCGUGCAGGGCGUCACCUUCAGUACACCGACCGAAACUACUACCGCCGGGCCGUGACCCGUGAGUUUCGGCGUUGCCAGGCCCUGACUGUACCCGAGGAUAAGGAGGAAGCGCUGAAGAGGGGCCAGUUUUUUCUCAGCAGCAGGCUGGGUGGGCUUAUGUAGGGUUGGGGAAGGACCGUCUGGAGCUGCAUCAGGGAGGUCGUCGUCUUUCAGCAGUAAGAUGGCUGGGGUAAAUGGAGACCGUAAGGGGAAAAAGGACGACAACGGGAUCGGAACCGCUAUCGACUUCAUGCUUUCCAAUGCCAAGCUAGUGCUGGGGGUGGGCGGGGCAGCCAUGCUUGGUAUUGCAACACUAGCAGUUAAAAGAAUGUAUGAUCGCACGAUAAGUGCUCCCACCAGCCCCACUAAGAUGCAGCAGGCAGGAAAGAGAAGCUGGGAGGAGCCUGCGUGGGUGGGGUCAUCACCGCGGGUACUAAACCAUGACAUGAAGUCCACAGUUAGCAGGUCACUCCAGUCUCUGCCCACCUCCUCACAUUCUUUUGAACCAGACUGUCUGCGGAGAGCCGUCGGCCGCUCCACACUGGGAGGAGGUGGGGCCUCCCAGUCCAGCCUGAUGCGCGCCAGGAUGCACCUCUCCCUGCAGGAACAUCUGUGGGAGUUCUACCAAACCAGGGUCAACAUCCCUUCUGAGGAGCAGGCCACAGCCAGAAGGGCGGCGUUGGACAUCUGCGCUGAGCUCCGGGUCUUUCUUCACGCCAAGCUACCCGACAUGCCGCUCAGAGAGAUGUACCUCAGCGGCAGUCUGUACGACGACCUUCAGGUGGUGACCGCUGACCACGCUCAGCUCAUGGUGCCUCUCAUCUUGGAAAAGAAUCUGUGGUCAUCCAUUCCAGGGGAGGACACUAUCAUGAACGUCCCAGGGUUCUGGCUUGUCCGCCGGGAGAACCUUGAGUACUUCCCUCGAGGCAGCAGCUACUGGGACCGCUGCAUGGUCGGCGGUUACCUUUCCCCCAAAGCGGUCCUGGAGGUCUUCGACAAGCUUGUCACAGGCUCCAUCAACUGGCCGGCUAUAGGGAGCGUGCUGGACUACAUAAUCCGCCCUGUUGUUUCCUCUGAGACGCUGACCCUGGAAGUCCAGUACGAGACGGACCGGAGGCUGUAUGUGGACUUUUUACCUCUGCUGGUGAUGGAGGAGGGAACCUCGCUGAUUGCUAAACCGCACCGUCUGUCCGCCGAGCGCAACAAGAACCUGUGGCGGCAGAGCUUCCGCGUGGCUGAAACGGCGCGGCUCAGGGCACUGGAUCAGGAGGACGGGGGCUGCAGGUGCACCUGCCUCAAGGUGGCGAAGGCGGUGUGCAAACUCAACCCCGCCCUCCAACGGCUCAACUCCAGCCAGCUCACCAACACCAUCCUGCUGCUGAGCGAGAAGGAAGGCGACUGGACGCAUGACGCGCUGGCGGACCGCUUCCUCCAGCUGCUGCGAGCGCUGGUGGGACACCUAGAGGCCGGGAGGCUACCGUGCGCACUCAGUCCCAAAGUUAAUUUAUUCUGUGAGCUGACUGAACAGGAAGUAGACGAGUUGGGGUAUACUCUCUACUGCGCCCUCUCAGAUCCAGAGGGGCUGCUGAGAACUGCAGUGGAGCAGCCAUAAACUCAUUCUAGUAAAAUGCCAACCUUUUUUUUCCUCUCUCUGGGGGUUAAAUAUUCAUCAGUCGAUUGAGGCUCCAGGAGAAAAAAAACCUGCAUGGAAAAGUCACUUCUUUUUGUUUUUAUCACUUCUAAGAACAUCAGUGAGUAACAGUGACGCAGUAGCAGACUGUUUCACCUCAUGGCUGUGUCCUUUGUUGUUCAGAUAUCCUCAGCUCAGUGGAAGGAUUCCAUAAAGCCAUUGUAUUAAUGAAGUUUAGCUUGUUGUUCUCUAUGGAGUUCAGGCAGAUGAAACUCGUAGGGCUCUACUAUUCAUUACGAAGAUAAACGCACCAAAUCAGCUUUAUCUUACCCCCAUUCUGAGAAGCAGGUCUAUUUAAAGAAGUCCACAGUUACUAAGCCUCCUGUCUGUUUUUAAUCUAGGCUCAUAAGACUGAAUAUCAUGUUGAAUUGUGUUUGUGCCGGUCCAAGAUGUAAUAAAAUUGCUAAUCUGCCUUAAGGAGUCAGCAUUCUGUAACUUAAGAUGUGUGUUUUGCGGAUGUUACUCUUGGGUUUUUAAAAAUAUUUCACGAAGAUGAGCCCAACAAAAAGGAAAUAUAACUUUCAUUAAUACAGUGGCUUAUGUCCUUGUUACAUUAUUUUGUGUUAAAGUCCCUGGCAAAAGUAUUCAACACAAAAUAGGUCAUAAUCUUAAAAGUGUGGCAUGCCCAAUUUACUCCUCACAUAAAAUCCAGUGCAACCGGUUGCCUUCAGAAUAAACACUUUUAAUUGAAUAUGUUUUUUUUUUAAUGAUUAAAUAACUUUUGAAAACAGUUUGAAAUUAAUUUUAUUGUGUGGUGAUAAAACAAAUGUGGCUAAACAGAAAUUUGGUCAAGACCUUAUAAAACCCUUACCUCAUUUUUGCACCACUUUUUCUUCGUUCAUCCGAUGUUCAGAUGUUUUCUGGAGCAACGGGAUGAAAUGGAGGGUUUGGGUGCUGAGUGGAAUGUUUAGCACGGCGCUGCAUGCUAACAGUGUUUUUAAUGUCUUUAAUGGCUUAGCUUGAAUGGGUUAAACCUGCAACUUAGAGAGUGUUUAUUUCUGUUUGCAAAAUGUUCAGAUUUAGUAGAUUCAGUAAUGGGGACAGAGAUGGUCGCUGAUCGUUUACAGUAGUAGCCAUUCAAAAUUUCCCCACUUUUGUUGACUGGUCCUUGGCUGGGCCCUUAUAAUUCCUUUUUAAACAUCUAAAAUAUUCUUUCUGUCAUGAUUUGUGAACAUUAAGAUGUAAAGCGAAAGAUCAUCUCCUCAGACCCUAUAAUUCAAUGAAAGGGUGGAGUCAGAGUAAAAACGUGCACUCCCAUGAGAAGGCCACUAGCUUGAAGUUGGAGGGUAUUUUGCUGCCAUUCGCCUGUCUUUUGACUGGGCAGGGCCAUUUUGAAUGGCUGCUCCUGUAGAAACUACUUUAAAACAGUUUCUAGUUGGGACAGGGUGCCUGGAAAAUGCUUUAAGCUCCUCAGUUCCUGUGUUGUUUAAAAGGAUUCUCAGUAUGCAUCCUCCUGAGGGGGUCUGAAUCUUUGUAGCAUUCUUUUUAGAAUCAGAAGACAUUUUUAACUUUUGCAUCACAUAUUCAAAUAGGUUGCAGAGGGAUGUCCAGUUUUCCUUCCUGUAAACCCCACAGGUUGUUGUUAAAGCGCUCUUUUUAUAUGUUCCACAUCUAGAUGCAGAUUAACUUAAAUGAUCCAGACUGUUUGUGUUAAGUAGCCAAACAGGGAUUGGAUUAGUCCGUCACUGAGGCUGGAAGGAGCAGCGUUGUCUGGGAUCCAUUAUUAACUCGUAGUCAAGCCUGUCUGAUCUUCUGGUUGGACAAUAGCUUCUAGGUGCUAAUCUUAGCUCAAGAUCAGGAUCUUAAUGCCGGUAUGCAGUUACAGCGUCUCGCAAAAGUAUUCUUCAUGAACUCUUCAACUAUUUGUUGCAUAACUUGCAGAUAUGCAAGUUGGAAGGAAAUGAUCUGUAUUGUUUUAAAAUAUUUGCACAGGGUACAAGUUAUAUUUUUAUGUUCAUAAUCCAUUAUUUACCAUAGUAAAAUAGAUUGUUACCACUGUAUACUAUUCUCAAAGUUAUAGUAUGAGCUUCUCCCUCAAACUGUACAAUCCCCAUACUUGGAUAAGCUGUUUAGCAAUCUACAUCAACUCAAAAGAACAUAGAUAUGUGAAGUCUAGACUGGUUCAUGGUUUAUUAAUCUGGAUGUCCAGAUUCCACUCUUGAAAAUUCAGAGUAACAUGUCAGCUUUUGUUUUUUAUUCUCUUUGGUGCCAUAACUGGUUCCAAUUAAUGAGUCACAGGUGAUGAUGGACCUUUGGUUUGAUUUCUUGUGGAUUUGAUAUAAGAAUGUUUUAUUUUCUAUCUUUAAGAUCAUGGAAUAAGUAAGAAAGUGAAGAAAAUUAAACAUUUUUCUGUUUUCUUAUUUAUUUCCAAGGCUUUGAAAAGUAUGAUACUCAUUUCCAGACAGCAUAGAACCCCUGAUGUAAACUUUUAACCUGCUGGGUGAGUUACAGCUACUUGUAUUUUGAGCUGUCAACUAGCUUUGCACGUUCCCUUUACAAGGUAGCUUAAACUCUGCCAGGUUGGCUCCAUCCGUUAGCUCUCUGCAGCUCCACUAUCCAUGCAAAAUAAAAGCAUGCCCACAGCAUAAUACUGCCAGUAGGAGCUGGUAUGUCCAGGGCCAAAUAAUAAAAGUCAAAUUAACAAUUUCACCUGAGCUUUGGAACUCUGUAGCUCCCCCAGAAGCACCAUGGGCCCUCUACCUUCCCACCAGUAUUAGUGAUAUUUUAUAUAUAAGACCAUUUUUUUAUUAGUUUCUUAUUCUAUGGAAUUUGGAGCUGUUUUUAAGGUUGUGAUCAUAGAAUGAGAUGGGAAAGUAAAAUGCGGUAUUAAUACUUUUGUAAGGAUGAGUUUAAUUGGCCAAAGAUGCUGUUUAUUUGCUCAGAAAUCUGAGCUUGAUUGGUUUCCAGUCCAUAGGUUCAAAAGGAAUUAAAGUGAGGAAAAGAGGAAAAGAAAACAGCCUGAUUGAAGAGUAGAAUCAGUUCUCCGGUCAUUCCUCAACAUCAUGUUUUCACUCUUACCCUUAGAAUAAAAAAAGUUCAAUCGCCGCCUCUUUCACCUCCAAUGUCUAUAAAAUGUACAUUUAGGGAUUUAUUUAAUCAUGAAAGUGAAUAUUUUUGUAUUGAUUAUGCAUUUGUAACCAAAAAGAGCAGAAUAUUUAUUUUCACUGAUGCAAAUGAACAAAGUGUCCAUAUCUGUGCAUCAUGAAGUGCUUUUGGUCUGAGUGUAGUUUUCUGUGCAAACAGUCUUCCUUUGCAUACUAAUUUAUGCUGUAUGUUACUACUGUGCAAAAGUGAGGUGUCACUGUGCCACAUCUGUAAUGUCCUAGAAUAAAACCCCAGACAGACAGGUGGCUUCUUCUGUGUGAAGGGUAUUCUAGCCUAUGCUGUGAUGCAUGUACCCCAGAAACCAUUUUUUUUAAAACAGUUUAGGAGUUAAAACAUUGGAGCACUUUGAAUACUUCGAUAAAUGUUGAAAGGCUGUCAUGUAUGAUCUGUGUGUUUGUGUAAAAAUCUGCUUUGAAAUCAGUUUAAUAAACACAGAAAACCAUGAAA
Cyprinodon tularosa is the source of this 5458-nucleotide messenger RNA. It is a transcript of the gene mief1, whose product is annotated as mitochondrial elongation factor 1. Gene Ontology annotation, biological process: mitochondrion organization; positive regulation of mitochondrial fission. Gene Ontology annotation, cellular component: mitochondrial outer membrane. The transcript has 6 exons. The record is from RefSeq and is a predicted model, not a curated record. Lineage: Eukaryota; Metazoa; Chordata; Actinopteri; Cyprinodontiformes; Cyprinodontidae. Bases 398 to 1828 code for a protein of 476 amino acids.